Molecule: messenger RNA, 685 nt
Organism: Zea mays
Lineage: Eukaryota; Viridiplantae; Streptophyta; Magnoliopsida; Poales; Poaceae
Product: GDSL esterase/lipase At1g54790
Exons: 2
Molecular function (GO): hydrolase activity, acting on ester bonds
Source: RefSeq, a predicted model, not a curated record
UUUCAGAAACUGUAUGACCAAGGUGCUAGGAAGUUUUGGAUUCACAACACAGGCCCCCUCGGCUGCUUGCCUCAAAACAUCGCCCUGUUCGGCAAAGACCCAUCCCAACUGGACGAGCUCCACUGUGUGGCGAAGCACAACCGUGCCGCAAAGCUUUUCAACUUACAGCUGCACGCACUUUGCACGAAGCUGAGGGCAGAAUUCGAUGGAGCCAGCAUCACUUACGUGGACAUCCACACGAUCAAAUACAGCCUGAUCGCCAACUACUCUCGAUACGGGUUCGAGCACGCCACUCAGGCAUGCUGUGGAUACGGAGGCCCACCCCUGAACUACGAUGGUAACGUACCAUGUGGACACACAGUGUCUCUGGAUGGUAAGAUGGUCACCGCAAAAGGGUGCAGCGACACUACUGAAUUCGUCAACUGGGAUGGGAUACAUUACACGGAAGCUACAAAUUUCUAUAUCGCGUCGCAGAUCCUGACCGUGAAGUAUUCUGAUCCUCCGUUCGUGGAUAAGAUGUCGUUCGUCAUAAAACCUAGAUUCUGAUUAGCAUACAAUUUUCCCUCUUUACUCAACCACUUUACAGCACCGGUUGCAGAUACGAUGUAUACUUAUUACUUGCCAAUAACCAUAUAUAGCUUGAGUAAAAAAAUCAUAUAUACGGCUUGGUUUCAGUUGUCCAAAA